AUGUGCCAAUGUGUCUCAUUUUUGUUAGAAAAAAUUUCUGAACUGUUACACAACACAGAACUGCAAGAAACACCUCACUCAUCCACAGUAAAUCGAAUAGCAUAUGAGCCAGGUGUUUUAGCAUUGGUUCAGGCUGGUGAGGCACUUUUUCAUUGUGAAAGUGCAACAGUAGUGUUUGAUGCAACCACCGUUUUAGACAAACAUGUAAAUGAGUUCCUUAUCAGUACCUAUCCUCCGCAGAGAUGUUAUUCCUUAUCAACCGCUAAACUUGCUGGAGGCACAGGAUUUGACUGUGCCACUUAUAUUGUCAGUGUAAUAAAAGAACUUGCCAAUACAUUUGCAGAGUUUAAAAAUAUGCCAGCAGUAGAAGUUUUAGAUGUUUUCACUCAAAAAAUCAAAAGUUGUCUGUCAGACAGAGCACCUGUUAAUAGUUGUAUGAAAAACAUGCUUCAGGAGGAGAUGGACAUUCAAUUAAUGCAACUGUACUGCAAUGUUCAUCCAUUGGAAACUAUUGCCUUAAAAGCAUUAUUAGCUCUUAAAACAAUAGAUAAUGAGUUGAAUAUAAAACCAGCUAAAGGAACUGAUGGGGUUGCAGUAACAGUCCUCAAAAGUAUUUCUAAGCUAAGGUAUAGUUAUAAAGGCGAUCCUGCAGCAUUCAAAAGCUAUCUUAAAAAAAACAAUGUUGCUCCAGGGCUAUUCCUUAGAUAUGUUGGUAGUAGAUUUCAUGUUUUGUUCCAUAUGGCAGGGAUUGUUGUUACAUACGAAAGACUUUUAAAAACCUUUCUUGAAAACAACACCAAAAAUAAAAUUUGCCAACUCUUACUUCAAGAUAUGAGUAAUGAUAUAACGCUUGUGCAACUGCAAGGGUUGGGCCUGAUAGGAAAAAUAAUAACUGGGCCAUGGAUGAGUCUGGCUUAUAAAAAUGCAACAGGAAAGAGUAAUCUUGAGUUUGUAAGUUUUUAAGGUUUUCUAAUAAACAAAUAGAG
This is a messenger RNA of Hydra vulgaris (swiftwater hydra), 986 nucleotides long. NCBI's taxonomy places the organism in Eukaryota, Metazoa, Cnidaria, Hydrozoa, Anthoathecata, Hydridae. The record is from RefSeq and is a predicted model, not a curated record.